AUGUCAGACUUAUCCAAGCCCCAGAAAAUUCCCCGACUAAGCGUCAAUGCCGUCACCGACUCCGAACGGUGGCAAGCCAUCACCAAACGCGACAUUACAGCCAACUUCUUCGUCUACGCCGUGACAACGACCAAAAUAUACUGCCGCCCCUCCUGCCCAGCCCGACUUGCCCGCCGAGCGAACGUUGAAUUCUACGACACCCCCGCCCAAGCCGAGAAGGCUGGGUUCCGCGCCUGCAAGCGCUGCCGGCCGCAUUCAGGACAGACCGCCACCCAAAGCAACCCCCAAGCCGCAGUCGUCGAGAAGGCAUGCGAGACGAUCCGGCACAACCUGGUCUCAGGGGUGAAACCACGGCUGAGAGAUCUGGCUGCACAGGCGGGGCUGACGCCUAGCCAUUUCCAUCGCGUGUUUAAGAAACUGGUGGGCGUUACGCCUGGUCAGUAUAUUGCUAGUCGGGGGCAGAGUGGUUCGUCCUCGGAUGCUUGGACGCCGGGUAGAUUGUCGGAGGCUGAAACGCGCUCUGACUUUGAUACCGGGGGCUUCGCUCCAGAUCACAAGGGAGAGACGGGGUCAACGGGGUUGGCGGCGGUCAGUUGUCGGUCUCCGGUCAUAAUGGACGAAACUUGGAAUAUAUUCGAUGCUUGGUUUGAGCAGGAAAAAUGGGUGCCUGAUUUAUCCUCUGUUGACCCUCGAAUCAUCUUGGCGCCCGAGUGA
This is a messenger RNA of Penicillium antarcticum, 714 nucleotides long. It is a transcript of the gene mpt, whose product is annotated as putative DNA repair and transcription factor Ada. The coding region runs from base 1 to 714 and encodes 237 amino acids. The transcript has a single exon. Gene Ontology annotation, molecular function: zinc ion binding; sequence-specific DNA binding; methyltransferase activity. NCBI's taxonomy places the organism in Eukaryota, Fungi, Ascomycota, Eurotiomycetes, Eurotiales, Aspergillaceae. Gene Ontology annotation, biological process: DNA repair; regulation of DNA-templated transcription. The record is from RefSeq and is a predicted model, not a curated record.